CCGCACGUUAAUGCCACAAGGAAUGGGGCAAGCCGGCUAAAUUUACCCUCGCCAGGGACAUUUCGUCUCGAAGUUGUUCAUCGCGCACGAGGGCAGAGCGCGGUAAGAACUGGACUGACGGAGGGACACACAACAAGCUCAACACGAUUUGACGGACCGGGGUGUGAGUGAGACCUACUUCAUCCGCACGCCAAUCCAAUUACAUCACCAUGAUGGAACCCGACGGAGUCGACGAACACGACGAUCAAGUGUCGGAAGUUCUCCCGGCAACGCCUGCAACGGGGGCUUCCACCGACAGCGGGGGUUCCGUCGCUCGGCAAUCCCAACAGUCCAUGUCGACGCCCGACCCAGCCAUCGCCGAGGACCUCAUGGCGAUAGCGAGUAACACGCGCCGCAAGACGAUUCAGAAUCUGUGGGGGCACAUCAAAGGCAAGAAGCAUGACACGAUCGUCAAGCCCCGCAGCCACUACCGCCGCGGCACCAUCUUCCUCCAGCAUCUCGAGAUGCAAAAAGUCGCCAAGGGCGAGACUCGGUUCGACCACAAGUUUUUCGAGCGGAUCAAAACGCAGUACGAGCACGCGCACCUGAGCACAAACACUAUGAUCGGGCUCUCGAUCUUUCAGAACGGCAUCAACCCAGUCGACGACCCGUUCAUCGUGGACAACAUGCCGAUCGAGAUCCAAAUCGGGUUCCGCCGCAAGCUGUUUCAGCUGUUCUCGCUGCAGCUCCUCGUCGUCGUCGGUUUGAUUGCGGUCUUCUCCAACAUUCCCGCGGUCAAGGCGCCGUUUGCAGACUUUUGGAGCCUCUUGGGCAUCUUUGCUGCCACGAUUGCCCUCCUCUUUGCGCUGUACGUGAAAAAGUACCACUACCCCGUCAACUUUGUCGUGCUCGGCAUGUACACCGUGUGCAUGUCGAUGUUCCUCGUCGGAAUCGACGCGUUCCUGGGCAUCGACGUCAGCCUGUUUGUCUUUGCUCUCACAUUCGUCGUAAUCACGCUGCUCGGGGUGCUUUGCACGCUGCGGAAACCGGGGUCGGGGGACACCCUCGUCGGGUACAUGCCAAGUGCCGUGGUUGCGUUCGCCGUCGCGUUUGGCAUCGCGUGCAUUGUGUAUUUCGCCGCGCUCGACACGCUGUUCAGCGCCACGACGUUUCUCCUGUGCUGCGCCACGAUCUUGAUCUUGUCGUUCUGGUUUGCGUACGACGCGUCGUGCAUGAACCAGCGCCUGAGCCCGGACGAGUACAUGCAAGGCAUGAUCUUCUUUUACACGGACAUGGUGAUGUUUGUCAUUUUCGUUGGGAUGGUCGCGUUUGCAUUCAUGGCGUGCGAAGGCGACGUGUGCUGCUGGGGGUCGGCCGAGAUCAUACCGAUCUACCCCCUGCGAGGAAGCGCCCAAGGCGACAACGCGCAGCCGACCGAUGGAUGCUCGGCAGAGACGCCGCCUACAGGGGCGGCCGCCGCCGUCGUCGUGAACGAAGACAUCGACCGAUAAGUAGAAUGCCAUAACGAAUAUCUCGCCAAGAACACGAACACCCGCGUACAUGUCGUGGGUGGUAGUAGUCGA
Molecule: messenger RNA, 1562 nt
Organism: Aphanomyces invadans
Lineage: Eukaryota; Oomycota; Saprolegniomycetes; Saprolegniales; Verrucalvaceae
Exons: 2
Coding region: 210-1490 (426 amino acids)
Cellular component (GO): membrane
Source: RefSeq, a predicted model, not a curated record